UUUGGUGGGGUUUCUUUAGCCAUGGAAAAGCUACAGUGUUACUCAGGCUGAAGGUGGAGGGAGGUGAAUGUCUCCUUCUGAUCUGCCCUCGGAAGGCCCCAUCUGGAGUGCUCCAUCCAGGCAGGAUGUGCUUGUUAGAGCAGGGCUGGAGGAGGCCACAGAGAUGCUCAGAGGGCUGGAGCAGCUCUCCUCUGCAGCCAGGCUGGGAGAGCCAGGGCUGUCCAGCCUGGAGAGGAGCAGGCUCUGGGGAGGCCUCAUUGCAGCCUUCCAGUGUCUAAAGGAGUCAGAGAGUCAUAGGAGAAAGGGGAAUGGGUUUCAACUGGAAGAGGGGAGAUUUGGAUCAGAUGUUAGGAAGAACUGUGAGGGUGGUGAAACACUGGACAGGCUGCCCAGAGAAGCUGUGGAUGUCCCAUCCUUGGAAGGCCCCAUUCCAGGCCAAGGUGGACAGGGCCCUGAGCACCCUGAUCCAGCCGGUGGCAUCCCUGCCCAUGGCAGGGGGUUGGAACUAGGUGAUCUUCAAGGUGCCUUCCAAGGCAAGGCAUUCUGGAACUCUAUGAGGGUGCAAAGUGGAUUCCUGCUACCUGGGCAUGGAAUGUUACCGAGCGGUUGACAUGGAGAGUCCUGCUUCGAGGACUCCGUUUACCAGGAGUCUGUUAAGUCAGUUGAUGGAUUCUCUGCUGGGCAUCAGAUGCAGAGCAUCUGUCUUCUCCAUCCCAGGUGGGAUCAGAAGGCGAUUUGCUGACAUUUGUGAGAAAAACUCUGGAUUGAGUGUACAGGUUUGGAAGAACAUCAUUCUCUGACCCCGAGAAAUCAGAGCUUUGUAGCAGUGUGCUACCUAAAGGAACCCAAGGGAUUGAUUGCUGUAGCUUCCCUGACAUUCCUUUUCGGUGUUUGUCUGCUUGCUUUUCCAGUGGUUUUAGAUCAUGAAACGCCAUGAGCACAAGGCAGCGGAAGCGCUGUGGGGAACCAGUUGAUUCCAGACAAGCUCGGAAACGAAGAAGGUUGGUGGCUUCUAACACAGGUGGAGCCUCAGAAGCAGAGCCAGUAGACCCUAGAGAAAGUGCUGUUGAAGAAGUCAUAGAUCUCACAGAUAGAUCUUCUGAGCCUGAAGUCAGUGACCUAACUGAUGAUAAUUCAGUUGUGCAGUGGCAGCCGAGCCAGCAAUACCCACGUUUUUUCAGAGCAGCAGAUAAUUCAGCAGUGCUACUGAUGAGCGACAAUGAAGAGGAACAAGGAGAUUACGAUGAG
Molecule: messenger RNA, 1248 nt
Organism: Lepidothrix coronata (blue-crowned manakin)
Lineage: Eukaryota; Metazoa; Chordata; Aves; Passeriformes; Pipridae
Product: E3 ubiquitin-protein ligase RNF4-like
Exons: 5
Source: RefSeq, a predicted model, not a curated record